Sinocyclocheilus grahami is the source of this 2823-nucleotide messenger RNA. Its product is annotated as transmembrane protein 179-like. The transcript is spliced from 5 exons. The record is from RefSeq and is a predicted model, not a curated record. The coding region runs from base 58 to 888 and encodes 276 amino acids. Lineage: Eukaryota; Metazoa; Chordata; Actinopteri; Cypriniformes; Cyprinidae.
CUAAUUAAAAGUGUUACCCGCUUUUGUAUGGAUUAGCCUUCCAUAAAACUACAACUAAUGAAGUGUAGCGUGGUGCUUUUUUCCUGGAAUAAAUGCCUUGAGCUGUAUUUCUCUGCUCUGCUGCAGAGUCCGACUGCGCAGCUGCAGCGAGAGCGAGAGCCGCAGCGACAGCAGAGCGCAGACAAAAUGCCUAUGGAUAAUUUCAUAUUCGCGCAAUGCAUCCUUUAUUUUUUAGCCUUCGUUUUUGGCUUUAUAGCUAUAGUACCUCUAUCGGAGAACACGGAGGAUUUUCGCGGGAAAUGUCUGCUUUUCACGCGGGGGAUGUGGCAGAACGAGAACAUCACGGUGUCUAAGCAGCGCUUCAUCAUUGAGGAAUGGGGACCACAGUCCUCCUGCAGCUUCAUCACCGCUGUCGGCAUCGCGUCGCUCAUCCUGUCCGCCGUACAAGCCUGGAGGCUGCUGCUCUUCAUCUGCAAAGGCCACGAUGACUCAAUCUUCAACGCCUUCCUGAAUCUGCUCAUCAGCACAUUCGUAGUGUUUGCUGUGUUCCUGUCCAGCACAAUAGUCAGUGUGGGUUUCAAUCUAUGGUGUGAUGCUAUCACAGAAGGAGGCAGUAUGCCCAGCAGCUGUGAAGAUCUUCAGGACACUGAUCUUGAACUAGGGUUGAACAACUCUGCUUUUUAUGACCAGUUUGCCAUAGCACAGUUUGGGUUGUGGGCGGCCUGGCUGACUUGGCUCGGUAUCACCGUCAUGGCCUUUCUGAAGGUCUAUCAUAACUACCGUCAAGAGGAUCUGGUCGACAGCUUAAUCCACGAGAAAAUGUUCCUACUCGGACGCUCGUCACGCCGGCGCUCUGAUGUGGUAGAUGAGAAAAGUGGCAUGAUAUAGUCAACUCAACAUUUUCAACGCAUUGAAAUAUACUGUCAAGUAAAAUGUGUUCACAAGCCUCUAAAUUUGGCUCACUAGGUGGUGUUUCUCAACUUUAGGUUGACCUCAAUUGAGCUUAUCUGAACCAAAUGCUUCUGAAUAACAUUUUAUUUGACAUUCGACAAUGACUGAGAACAGACAUUCACGUGCACUCAAGUGUUCGGACAGAGGUCAUAGAUCAUUUACAUUUUUUGAUGUUGAGCUUGAAACACAAGACCCUGGACAAAAUAAACAGUGAACAUCAAUAACUUAAAGGGAUAGUUCAAGAAAAAUUGAAUUAUUUUUCUACUUCAUGUUGUCGCAAACCCGCAAUACUUUCAUUCAUCUUCAAAACACAAAAUGAAGAUAUUUUCAAUGAAACCAGAGAGAUUUCCAUGGAAGCCCAUUUCCACCACAGAAUAAAAAAAAACAUAAAUAAAAAGGUAAUUGCGACUUUUUAUCUCACAAUUAACAUUUCGAAAAAUUGUAUCUCACAACUGACUAUUUUGCAAAUUCUGACAUUUUUCUUAGAAUGAGUUUAUAUCUCACAAUUCUGAGUACAUAUCUCACAAUUUAGAAUUUACACCUCGUAAUUCAGACUUUUUUUCUCAGAAUUGCGACAUUAUUUCUUGCAGUUCCGCGUUUAUAGUCUCUUCAGAAGACAUGGGUUAAAUUGCUCAGUUCAUAUGGAUUUUUAACAAUGUUAUGAACUUUUUAAAGCUAUUGUGGAAUUGACUUUCAAUGAAGGGACAGAAAUCUAAGGAAGCUUGGGGGAAAAAAACAGCGACUUUUUUUUCUGCAGUUGCGAGUUUGCGAAUUGCAACUUUGACUUAAUUUCUCGCAAUUCUGAGUUUGUAUCUUGAAAUUCAAUUUUUUUUUUCAGAAUCGCAAGAUAUAAACGUGCAAUUGUGAGAUUUUGAACAGAAAUUCUGAGAUACAAAGUUGCAAUUUUCCCCAAGCUUCCUCAGAUUUCUGUCCCUUCAAUGAAAGUCAAUUCCAAAAUAGCUUUAGAAAGUUCAUAACACUGUGAAUAAUCCAUAUGAACUGAGCAAUUUAAUCCAUGUCUUCUAAAGAGACAUGGUAACUUCACAUGUGAAUUAAAACCUAAAUUAAAUCUGCUCAUAUAGACAUUGAUCAAUGCACAUUAAAUAUUGUAAACAUGCUUGAGUCACAUGCAAGAACAACCCUCAUUGGUUCUUGUGCAUCAGGCAAGCAUAUUUGAGCUUCUUUUUACACCAUAUUAACUUUUUAAAGCAUCAGAGUAUUGGUGGAAUGAACUUUCCUUGGAGGGAUGGAAAUUUCUCAGGUUUAUUAAAAAAAUACCUUCAUUUGUGUUUCACGAUGACAAAUUUGGAACGAUAUGAGGAUGAGUAAUUUAUGAAAGAAUUUUCAAUUUUGGGCAAACUAUGCCUUUAAGGAAGUGUGCUUAAAUAAUGUUCUUCUAAAUCCUGUGUGACAUAUAAUCAAUGUCUUAUUACCAACCAAAUGGUUCUUUCUUUCUAAAGCCUAUUUAAAGCAGCGCUAGAAAUGAGCAACAGCUUCCAGUCAGUCUCUAUUCCAUCAGUGCUCUAUACAUUAGCUGAGGAGUUGGACUUAGUGCAUACAUUGUAGCUCAGGUAAUACUAGUUUUAAACACUAUCUGAAGUGUGUGUGAUCCAUGUCACUCCCUUUCAGUACUGCCUCUAUGUGUAAGACAUAUAUAAUGAUGUAGUAUCCUUCCUAUGUAAAGGGAUUGCUCUUGAAAACAUGCUUGCAUGUACAUACAUAUUACAGUAUAUUAAUCAAUUCAGACAGACGAAGAGGAAAUCUAAGUGACUAAUCUUCAGGAUUUAACAUCGUAAUUUGAUGAGAUAUGAGAUAUUUGGAGGGAUAAUUUAAUGAUUUGCUCCAUCCAGUUUACUUGCUUUCCUAGAACCA